This is a messenger RNA of Cyphellophora attinorum, 3363 nucleotides long. RefSeq names its product Potassium-transporting ATPase alpha chain 2. The coding region runs from base 1 to 3363 and encodes 1120 amino acids. Gene Ontology annotation, cellular component: membrane. Gene Ontology annotation, molecular function: ATP binding; ATP hydrolysis activity; P-type sodium:potassium-exchanging transporter activity. Gene Ontology annotation, biological process: sodium ion export across plasma membrane; proton transmembrane transport; intracellular sodium ion homeostasis. Lineage: Eukaryota; Fungi; Ascomycota; Eurotiomycetes; Chaetothyriales; Cyphellophoraceae. The record is from RefSeq and is a predicted model, not a curated record. The transcript is spliced from 3 exons.
AUGGUGCACAAUAACGAUGAAUCAGAUCUACCACCUGAGAUAGCGGCCAAACGCCGUAUCCUCUUUGCUGAUGAUGAGAUCCAGCCCGUUCCUAGCCGGUCUGAGGGCCCGUUUCCUGGCCCGGCGGCGGCUGGAACCAACACCAGCAUUCAAUGGGGCAACUUGCCAAACCUGAAGCGCAAUGACACCAAGGAGAGCAUCAAGUCGGUGCGGUCAAUCAGCAGCCGCAAUCGGGAUCCGUCCUUGGCUCUACCAACGGUCUACCGUACCGUCUCGUUCAACAUCACUGCCUCGCAAGAGCGGCAACAAGCUGAGGCGAGCAAAGAAGCAGCGAAAGCCAAGGCUCAAGCCGGCGGUGACUUCGCUGAUGUCGAUUGGCAUCUUGUUGACCAUAUAACACUCUACAAGAGACUCGAGACAGCGCCUGAGUCUGGUCUGACUUCCACACAAGCAAGUGGCAAACUGUCUCAGUAUGGCCGCAACGUCCCUUCAAAACCGCGAUCCCAGCUCCCCCAGAAGCUGUUCGGCUACUUCUUCGGUGGCUUCGGCUCCAUCCUCUUCGUUGGCUCCAUUCUGGUCUUCAUCUCGUGGAAGCCGCUCGGAGAUCCGCCUGCAGUCGCCAACUUGGCGCUAGCAAUCGUCUUGCUCGGUGUAUGGCUACUCCAAGCGCUCUUCAACGGCUGGCAAGACUUCUCAAGUUCAAGAGUCAUGAACAGUAUCACAGGCAUGCUUCCCGAAGACUGCGUUGUGACUCGAGAUGGAGCACAGCGAGUGCUACCAGCUGCGGACAUUGUACCUGGAGACAUCCUCUCUUUCAAGGCGGGCAGCAAGUUGCCAGCUGACAUCAGGUUCAUUGAGGCGAGCUCGGACGCUCGCUUUGACAGGUCGAUCCUCACAGGCGAGAGUGUGCCCAUUGUUGCCCAGACAGAGAGCUCCGAGACCAAUUAUCUGGAGACUAGGUGCAUUGGGCUGCAGGGAACGCACUGUACUUCAGGCUCUGGUCUCGGUAUUGUGGUUGAUACUGGCGACAGAACCACCUACCCCGACUAUAUGCCCGUCAACUUGUUGAUUGUCAACAUUGUCAGUAUCGCCAUUGCGUUCGUUCCUGAAGGCCUCCCGAUUGCUGUCACUGCUUCUUUGACGAUUGUUGCGAACCAAAUGAAGCAGCACAAUGUUCUCUGCAAGAGCUUGAAGACAGUCGAGACCUUAGGCUCCGUCUCUGUGCUUCUCUCCGACAAGACGGGCACAUUGACCAAGGGCACUAUGGUGGCAACGAAUUGUCUGAUCGGCUUCCAUGCAAUGACUGUGGACGAGGCCGAGCGUGAGCUACUCGAGAGCCGGGAUACCGAAACGUCACGACCCAAGAGCAAGGCUGUCGGUUUAUUGCAGCUCCAGACCGCCGCCGCAGUCAACAACGCUGGCGAAUUCGAUCCAACAACCAUUCAUCUGCCACUAGCCGAACGGAAGGUCAUCGGUGAUGCCACUGAUGCCGCAAUCCUGCGCUUGUCAGAAAGACUGGGCGGCAACGGAUCCACUGUCACAACACGGGCCUCCUGGCGGACUCGAUUCGAUCUGGCCUUCAACUCGAAGAACAAGUUUGCACUCAAGGUCGUGUCACCACGAGACAGCGAGGCAACAUCCGUCGCCCUUGGACCCUACGUUGCACGCAACUUCGAUUCCGAGACGGACACGGUUGUGCUUAUCAAGGGUGCCCCUGACAUUCUCAUGAGCAGAUGCACCAAGUUCAUCGACUCCCUCGGCGAAGUCCACCCAGCCAGCGCAGACUUCCAGAAGCAUCUCGAGCACAUCAAAGACACAUGGUCUAGCGAAGGCAAGCGCGUUUUGCUCCUAGCCCGCAAGAUUCUUCGCGGCGGCGAACUCAGCGUCAAGCCAAACGAAAGCAAUUUCGAAGAAGAGGUCCUUCGAUUCGCUGCCAACGAUCUCGUCCUCGUCGGCCUAGUCGGCAUCGUCGAUCCUCCUCGCGAUGAAAUCCCAGAAGUCGUCAGCACUCUUCGCCGCGCCGGCAUCCGCAUCCACAUGGUUACUGGCGACUUCAAGUUGACAGCCCAGGCCAUCGCUCGCGACUGUGGCAUCAUUGGCUCAACGAAGGGCGAGAAAGUCGACGGCGUCAGCGAUCUGCCCCGAUCCGCGCCGCCCACCAUUCCCGGUGUCGACACAGAUGGCCUGUCCCGCUACGGCGCGGACAGCCUCGUCAUCUCUGGUCCGGAGAUUGGCGGCCUGUCCGAAUACCAAUGGGACCUCAUCACGCAGUACCCCGCCGUUGUCUUCGCCCGCACCACUCCAGACCAGAAGCUCCUCAUCACUCGCGCCUUCCGCCGAAGGGGCUACGUAGUCGGCAUGACCGGCGACGGCGUCAACGACGCGCCUUCCCUCCGCGAAGCCGACAUUGGCAUCUGCCCCGUCACAGCGUCCGACAUCGCUAUCGCUGCCUCCGACAUGGUCCUGCUCGACUCCUUCGCCAGCAUCAUCAUCGCUGUCGAGCGCGGGCGCACUGUCUUUGACAACCUGAAGAAGACGAUCGCCUACCUUCUCCCUGCCGGCUCCUUCUCCGAGUUCUGGCCCGUCAUGACGUCUGUCAUCUUCGGCUUGCCCCAGAUUCUGUCCAGUUUUCUGAUGAUCGUCAUCUGCUGCUUCACCGACUGCGCCGCCGCAACCGCACUGGCGUACGAGGAGCCUGAAGCGGACGUCAUGCUCCGCAAGCCGCGAGACCUCAAGAAGGACAAGCUCGUCGACUGGCGGCUUCUGCUGCAGAGCUACGGCCUUGUGGGUAUGAUCGAGACCACCACGAGUUUCGCGAUGAGCUAUUGGUAUCUGAGCAUGAAAGGUAUUCCUUUCGGCUCGCUGUGGUUUGCUUAUGGUAACUACACGUUCGAGGGGAGCCACGAUUCGGACUACAUCAACUAUCAUCUGAGUGUGGCGAGUGCGAUCUACUUUGUAAACUUGGUGGUGAUGCAGUGGUUCAAUCUGAUGGCCCUCCGCACGCGCCGCACCUCCCUCUUCACCCAGCCGCCCGUCCGCUUUACCCGCACCACGACACUCCACCCAUCCUCUUCUUCCAAUGCCUCGCACGCCUGGAACACCAGCAUCCAUAUCUCCGGAAACUGGUACCUCUUCCCCGCGAUCCUCAUCGCGCUAGUCAUGAUCUUCAUCUUCUGCUACAUCGGCGGCUUGCAGGACGUGGCGUACAGCGCGCCGGUGCCGGGCAUGUACUGGGGCCUGGGCUUCGCGUGGGGAGCGGGUCUGCUGGGCAUUGAGGAGAGCAGGAAGAUGUUGGUUCGGAGAAGUGUAAAGAAGGGUGAGAGAACUGGGAGGAAGGGUUUUUGGGAGAAGAUUGCUUGGUAG